UACCCUCCAAAACCCCUCCAGCGCUUGCUUCUCUCUCUGUUUUUCGCUUUAUUCUAAGCUGGCGAGGAAGGUAAGGUAAAGUCACACUGCGCGGAUGGUGAAGCACCACCACCGCAUCUACGUUCUUCAGCUGCGAAAGAGCGAGUCGGAGCAGAGCUGCCAGCACCACCAGCACCACCACCUCCCUCCCGUCAUGUACUACUACGAGGACGGUCUGGCUAGCUCCAAGAUCAAGCAUGCUUUCAGCAAGCCCGGCAUGAUCAGUCUCCGCCGCCGUCGCCAGCUCGUCUGCCUCCUCUCCUCCCUGGCUCUCGCUCUGCUCAUCUUCUUCUUCUUCUCCUCUUCCUCCCCUCCAGUACUCUGCCCCCUUCUAUACUCUUGCGGAGGCCGCGGCGGCGACGUGAUUAGCAAGCGAGAGAGCAGGCUGCCCCCGCCCCCUUGCUCCUCGAGAAUGAACAACACAAUCUGCUGCGACCGGACUGCACUCCGAACGGACAUCUGCUUCAUGAGAGGAGACGUCCGCACGCAAUCCUCCUCCAACUCCAUCCUUCUCCUCCCGUCCGGCUCCAACGAUACCGCUAGUUACGCGGAGCAGAGAAUCCGACCCUACACCCGAAAGUGGGAGGCGAGCGUGAUGUCCACCAUCGACGAGCUCACCCUCCGCCGCGCCGCCGGCCCCCGCUGCGACGUCCGGCACGAGGUGCCCGCCGUGGUGUUCUCGACCGGCGGCUACACGGGGAACGUGUACCACGAGUUCAACGACGGCAUCAUCCCGCUGUACAUCACUGCGCGGCAGUACAACCGGAAGGUGGUGUUCCUCGUGCUGGAGUACCACGACUGGUGGGUGACCAAGUACGGCGACGUCGUCUCCCGCCUGUCCGACUACCCGCCCGUCGACUUCUCGGGGGACCGGCGGACGCACUGCUUCCCGGAGGUGGUCGUCGGGCUGCGCAUCCACGACGAGCUGACGGUCGACGCCGCGAGGAUGCCGGGCGACAGGACCGUCAGGGACUUCCGCCGGCUGCUCGACGAGGCGUACAAGGGCCGGAUUCGGUACAUCGAGCGCGUCGAGGAGCGCCGAAUGCUCAGCCCCGGGAACAGCCUCAUUCCGCCCGCGCCGGUGGACCCGCGCAAGCCCAGGCUCGUCAUCGUCUCCAGGAGCGGCUCGCGCGUGAUCGAAAAUGAGGCGGAGCUCGUGCGCGUCGCCGAGGAGACCGGCUUCCAAGUGCAGGUGCUGCGGCCGGAGCGCACGACGGAGCUGUGCAAGAUCUACCGGGCGCUGAACUACAGCGACGCGAUGAUCGGAGUGCACGGGGCGGCGAUGACGCACUUCCUGUUCAUGCGGCCCGGGAAGGUGUUCAUACAGAUCGUGCCGCUGGGCACCGACUGGGCGGCGGCCACGUACUACGGCGAGCCGGCGAAGAAGAUGGGGCUGUGGUACACGCAGUACAAGAUACUCCCCAAGGAGAGCUCCCUCUCCAGAGAGUACCCGAGGGCAGAUCCUGUAUUAACCGAUCCUGAGAGCGUGGCGAAGACGGGGUGGGAGGUGACGAAGAAGGUUUACUUGGACAGGCAAAACGUGAGGUUGGAUUUGGAGAGGUUUCAGAAGAGACUGGUGAGAGCGCAUCAGUAUCUGAUCUCCUCCUCCUCCUCGACAAGGAAGAAGAGGCACAAGGGGGCGCACAAGAAGCAGCUGCACCACGGGUGGGAGAGGUGAAUGAGAAUGAGGAUGAUGGUUGGUUAAUUAAUUAACUCUAAUUACUAAAUUAAAUUGCUUUGGUUUGUUUGAUGAUACUUAAUUUUGUGGGGGGGAGAUUAUAUAUGGUGUGUAUAUAAUGGGGGUUUAAACAAUUAAUGAUGUGGUGGACUAAUUGUGUGCUGUAUGGUUCUCUUUUUGGAAUUGAUUACUUUGUUGCCAUGCACAAAGUAUGCCUAA
Messenger RNA from Ananas comosus (pineapple), 1936 nucleotides. Its product is annotated as EGF domain-specific O-linked N-acetylglucosamine transferase-like. Bases 95 to 1717 code for a protein of 540 amino acids. The record is from RefSeq and is a predicted model, not a curated record. The transcript has 3 exons. NCBI's taxonomy places the organism in Eukaryota, Viridiplantae, Streptophyta, Magnoliopsida, Poales, Bromeliaceae. Gene Ontology annotation, molecular function: glycosyltransferase activity.